GAGAAAGCUCCUUUUAAAAUUUUGACUAAUAAACUCCCAAGAUCUUUUACUUAAUAUUUUUUUGUAUUUAUACAUUUAACCGGUUGUACAUUACCCUCACUCUAUUGUUUAUAUUGCCAAAAUUCAAACAACACAUUUCCAAGUUUAACUUCUUGGGAAGAAUAUCAAGUAUCGAUUUCUCUUUUCAUUUUAUUUUAUUUAUUACUGUUUCUAACAGCGUUUCUCUCAAGGAGGAUUUGGACUUCUGUUUUUCAGUAUUUUUGACAGAUUGUAACCUGUUGUCUCUAAGUAACAUACCCAUUAGCACAAUGAGACCAAUGAAGAACCUGAGAAGACCCAUCAUCCUCCAGAAUUUUUUUAUUUUUUAAUUUUGGUAAAUUUAAUAAUGGCCGAUCCAUCUAAAAAUCCUAUUGCUGAUUUGAGCGAAACUCAACAGCUUGAACUCUCCAAAUUUAUUGAAACUGAACAGCAAAAGGUGAAGUUGCAGCAAGCAAUUCAUCAGUUCACUGCUACUUGCUGGCCUAAAUGUGUCGGCACUAUCGGAAAUAAGUUUGACAAGAGCGAAGAGCAAUGCUUGCAGAAUUGUGUGGAAAGAUUCUUGGACUGCAACUUUCACAUCAUUAAGAGUCUUGAAUCAACCAGGAAGUAGACAAAGUUUUGGAUGCUAAUGAAUAAAAAUGUCAUUUUCAUAAAUCGCGAAGCAACUGAAUAAAAAGAAUAUAUCUCAUGAUAAUCGUUAGUAUUGCAAUCAAUCAGACUAGAAGGAAAAGAUCUUAGUAGUAGGUAACGUAUGGAUUAAAAUGAAAUGCUACACAGAGUAAUUUCCGCUCAUAAAGACUGUUAACCAUAUUCAGCUAUUUUCAGGAUGAGAUGAAUUUGUGGGAUUCAAUGGGGAUGGUGUGUUACUAACACCCAGAGUAGUUGACGAUAGAGAGCGAUCACUAGUUCUUGAAAGAUCGGUAUUCUGUUGGGGAAUAUUUUGCACUGAUUCUGACGCCGGGUUGGACGGAGCAUUUUCACCAGUUGGGAUAUUCGAAGGCUGGGGAAAACGAACUUGAAAGAUGCACAUAGGGAGAUUCGGACAUUGAGCAAUCACUUGUACUGGAUACCCAAAAGCAUGCAUAACUCCUCGAAUGAAUCCGCUAGGGAAAUAGAGGUACUGCACAUUAUAAUUAGCUUCUUUGUAUUCAAUAACUAAAGAUUAGAUUGAAAGAGCUUACAGGAGUCGUAUAUUCUUUCAUUUCUGUUCCAGUGGCAGCUGUCAUUUUGGAAAACCAAAAAAAGUAGUUGUCCGUAACCACAAAAGUUCCCUAAUUCACAGUUAGAAUAUAGCUUAAAUUAUGACAAUACGAAGUGGAUACCUUCCGAUUCGUCUUUAAAUUAUCCAACUGUUUACGAAACACAAUGGGCCAUAAUUCUCGACAUAGGAAUCGCAUAACGUCUAUGCUCUCGGUAAUCCUAUUCCUAGUCAAUAAUAGCCUAAAAUAUAGGAUGUUAGAGUCUGUCCUCGUUUAAUUAGCAGCAAGAAAGCACUGCCUCUAUUGCUGCUGAAGAGGGCAAACCCAAAACAAUCCCAAACUAGUUAGCACUUAUGAAGAAUAAAUAAGAAAUUUGUUUUAUUAGAGUGUCCAAUCUCCAUUAAAAGGAGUGAAGCCUGACCGAUGUACCGAUCACAUUCAACCCUCUUCCUUUCAAUUCUAAUAACUGCAGUCCAAAUUUACCUUUCAGAAAGUUUUCUACCUACUUGAAAACCAAUGUUUUCGAGAAAAUUAUGGCCCUUUUCCAUUCGCUCAUCAUUUGAAACCGCCGUUUCUUGUUGUUCAGACAAACGUCUCGCCAGAUGAACCAUUUCAAUUAAUAAAAAAUCAAAUGAAGCCAAGUUUACGGACAUUGGCAACUGUUGAUGAACUAUCAUCUCGUUUUUUCAAUACUUCUACUGAAGCUUUAGGAGUAGGUGUUUUACCAUGCUCAUUACCUUGCUACUACAAUAAGCGUUUUGAACGUUUGUAUUAAAUCCCACAAGAGUUUCUAUUUUAUUUCUAUCACGACAAUUCUUUUAUAAUAAUUAUCUUUGUUUCAGAAUACAUGUCAGUACAAUAACAAUAUUCCCGUUUUUCUUAA
Messenger RNA from Schizosaccharomyces octosporus yFS286, 2121 nucleotides. RefSeq names its product TIM22 inner membrane protein import complex subunit Tim8. The record is from RefSeq and is a predicted model, not a curated record. The coding region runs from base 386 to 649 and encodes 87 amino acids. The transcript is spliced from 3 exons. NCBI's taxonomy places the organism in Eukaryota, Fungi, Ascomycota, Schizosaccharomycetes, Schizosaccharomycetales, Schizosaccharomycetaceae.